Messenger RNA from Brassica rapa (field mustard), 1235 nucleotides. RefSeq lists its product as uncharacterized. NCBI's taxonomy places the organism in Eukaryota, Viridiplantae, Streptophyta, Magnoliopsida, Brassicales, Brassicaceae. The record is from RefSeq and is a predicted model, not a curated record.
AUGUACGCUCAAUCGAAUCAGAUCCAGUGGCUCCGUAACGGUGGCGUCUUCCUCGGCGGACAUAGAGGAGUUAUUGUAGUAGAUGGUACAUUUCUGAAGGGAAAAUUCAAUGGGACUUUAUUGGCAGCUUGUGCUCAAGAUGGGAAUUAUCAUCUAUAUCCUCUCGCCUUUGCAGUGGUUGACGCAGAAAACGGCGCCUCUUGGAAAUGGUUCUUUAGAGGUUUGAGCCAGAAGAUCCCGGACGCUUCGGAUCUUGUUUUUGUAUCAGACAGGGCUAACUCCAUUUCUUCAGCGUUAGAGGAUGUAUAUCCCUUAUCUCACCAUGGAAUUUGCAGGAUCCAUCUGCUCCGCAACAUCACUCCUACAUAUGCGAAGACUGGGUUGCUACCUCUGGUGGAAAGCGCUGCUGAUGCCUAUACGUGUCACGAGUUCUGGUUAAUCUUCAAGGACAUAAAGGAUAAAUGUCCUGAAUUGGCUAAGUAUCUGGAAGAGUCUGAUUUUAGGAAGUGGGCACGAAGCUAUGCGCCUGCGAACAGGUAUAAUAUCAUGACUACCAACAUUGCAGAGUCUCUCAAUUCUAUGUUGAAGAUGCCUCGUGAGUUGCCCAUUAUCUCUCUCCUUGAAACUAUCAGAUUGACGAUGACCACUUGGUUUUUUAAGCGACGCGAAGCGGCUGCUGUGGGAACCGAAAUUCGCACUGUCGAUUUCCGUUUAAAUAAGGAAACUAGGAAAACCCUAAUUUCCCAGAGGUCCCGGAUAUCUGUUAAUACCACACGCUAAGCAAUCAGAACACGAAAUAACAACGACAAAGUAUAUAAGAUCGUAAAAAGAGAGCAAAGUAGGUCUUAUUACGAAUCUGCGUUACAACAAGUUAUAAGCCUGGGCUCGAGAGCUGUCGGCGAGAUUCCUAGUUCUAGCAACCCUAAGACGGCUUAACCUAAUUUAGUCGCAGCUCAAACAACAAAAAACGGAAAAUUUCCUAAACUGCUCUAAGUGCUGAGUUUUCUGUGAAAAAGUUCUCUUCCCAUGCCUCUCGCCUUGGACGCCUUAUAUACUCGCUCCUAGGUCGGUUUACGCCUUUCCCCUUCUGCCCUUAAGGCGUCAUAGCCUAAAAAUGGAGAUAUUCCAUUUUUCUCGAUCUUCGUAAUUAUCUAAAAAAUUUCGUAUUUAUUCGCGGAAACUUGACAUUGAUGUUUCCUUGCGAACCAAGCAUAAACCGUCCCACAGUUUACGGA